GUGCCACAGUGAGUGAGGGGGAGAGAGAGACGGGUGCCACAGUGAGUGAGGGGGAGAGAGAGACGGGUGCCACAGUGAGUGAGGGGGAGAGAGAGACGGGUGCCACAGUGAGUGAGUGAAGGAGAGAGAAGUGGGUGCCACAGUGAGUGAGUGAGGGGGGGCGGGUGCUACAGUGAGUGAGGGAGAGGGUGAGACGGGUGUCCCGGUGAGUGAAUGAGUUUCGAAAGUGAAUAAGUCAAGGAGGGAGAGGCGGGUGUCCCGAGGAGUAAACGAGUGUCGCGCAACACAGUCUGUGGUCUGCCCCGCCUGCGCUCAGUGAGUGUUGGAGAUGCAUUACUACAAAUAUCCUGAGGCACGAGUCGGCUGCUUCAACAAGUAUUUUCUGUUCGGCCUCAACAUCAUCUUCUGGUUGGCUGGUGCUGGGCUGCUUGCAAUCACUUUCUGGGCCUGGAAUGAAAAGGGAGUUUUAAACAUCCAGUCUAUCACUGAGCUGAAUGGGUUUGAUCCGGUUUGGUUAAUCCUGGUGGUUGGCUUUGUGACCUUCAUUCUGGGAUUCGCGGGAUGCAUCGGAGCCCUGCGCGAGAACAUCUGUCUCCUAAAGUUUUUCUCAUUUAUCAUUGGAGCGAUCUUCACUUUGGAGCUGGUGGCUGGAAUCCUCGCCUUUGUGUUUCAAAACUGGGUGAAGGUGCAGGUGCAGGAUUUUGUCCGAAACAAUAUUGGAGUGUACCGCGACGACAUAGAUCUGCAGAACCUCAUCGAUGCAGUUCAGAAAUACAUGCAGUGUUGUGGAGCUGCUACCCCUGACGACUGGGACAACAAUGUUUACUUCAACUGUUCUCAGGAGAAUCCCAGCCGGGAGCGAUGUGGUGUUCCCUUUUCCUGCUGUAUGCCGGACCCUGCACAAAAAGUUGUGAACACCCAGUGUGGAUACAACAUCAGAUCCAAGAAUAAGAAUAAGGGGGAGUAUGAUCAGACCAUCUACGCAAAGGGUUGUGUCGAAGCGUUCGAGGACUGGCUGCCCAGGAACAUCUACUUUGUUGCCGGGACUUUGCUGGUCAUUGCCCUCCUGCAGAUGUUUUCGAUUUACCUUGCGCGAUCGAUGAUCUGUGAAAUCAAAACGAUAAUGGCUGGAUGGACUCAAUGAGGCCGCACUGAAACCAACAGGGCCCAGGAGCGGCUCAACUUUGCAAACGAUGUAUUUUUUUGUGCCAAAGGAAGACGUAGGCGUCACUUUAUUACCUUAUUGAGGUUUUGGAUGGUUCUACUGUGUAUUCAAUAGGUUUAUUUAAUAUCAGAGAAAUGUAUACAAUAUACAUCCUGAGAUGCGUUUUCUUUGCAAACAUCCAUGCAGAGGAGUGCCCCAAAGAAUGAAUGACAGUUAAAUGUUAGAACCCCAAAGCCCCCCCAGCUCCCCCUCCCACGCACAAGCAGCAGCAACGCAACGACACCCCCACCAGCAAAAAAAAGCAUCGCCCCCCCCCCAAGACACAGGCUUGCAGCACCCCAAAGACGACUCUAUCCUACUCUUUUUUUUAAAAAAAAACUAUUCAGUGUAGUCGGAGUGUGUGUUCAUCAAUCACUUUGUGCCUUACUGCACUCUAGAUGUUUGCCAGGGAACGUUUGUACAAACCACGUUUUAUCAGACGUUGAACAUUGGGCAAGUCUGGAAAACCAGGUUUCACCAGCACUCAAAAUACUCAAUUAUUCCAAGGAACAGAACCGCCUGCAUAGUACUGCGCGAUGUAUAAACAUUCGGGAAAAGCUACAAGACGGAGCAAGUGAUUCCCCCCCCCCCCCCCCCCGCAUCAGUGAAUUCGGUGUUCAGUACUGGUCUCUGCAAUGAGACUUUAGUGACACGGCCCACGUUAAUUCCCAGAAGAAACAAACAGGAGGAUUUCAUCAUGAGCUGAUUGUACAGGGUGGCUCUCUCUCUCUCCCCCUCCCUCCCCUUCUCCUAUAUUUGGGCUGUUACACAAAGCCCAUUGAUAAUGUGAGCGGUUAAGGUCGGAGGCAAAGAAUGAGCCUUGUCCCUUGCAGGAUAUCCUUCACUGUGGUGCCGAUGGAUUUAGGAAUUGUCCCGUGGAGGUACAGCGGGAAAAGGUUUUUUUUCUGAGCUUGCAAUGAGUUUCAUUCUAGCAGAACUUCUUAAUCUGUUCAAUAUCUGAAUAUUUUAAGUGUUUUAAGAGAUUAUAUUAAACAAUUUUAGCGUUUUUGUGUAUCCUCGUGUUGAAAGCUUUCAAAUUGUAAUGGAAAGCUUCAGCUUUAUCAGCCUUGUUUUUUAAAAAAAAUAAAAUAUAAUUAAAGCAAA
Hypanus sabinus (Atlantic stingray) is the source of this 2308-nucleotide messenger RNA. RefSeq names its product tetraspanin-14-like. The coding region runs from base 329 to 1144 and encodes 271 amino acids. Gene Ontology annotation, cellular component: membrane. Gene Ontology annotation, biological process: protein maturation; protein localization to plasma membrane; regulation of vascular endothelial growth factor signaling pathway. The record is from RefSeq and is a predicted model, not a curated record. The transcript has 8 exons. Lineage: Eukaryota; Metazoa; Chordata; Chondrichthyes; Myliobatiformes; Dasyatidae.